Marchantia polymorpha subsp. ruderalis is the source of this 1550-nucleotide messenger RNA. The record is from the annotation of a GenBank genome assembly. Lineage: Eukaryota; Viridiplantae; Streptophyta; Marchantiopsida; Marchantiales; Marchantiaceae.
ACGUCCGAGUCCGAGUCCGGCCCCGGCCCCGGCACGGGCCUCAGAAUCGGUCUCCCGAGCCCCCGACCCCGCGCCUCAGCUCCGAUCGACAGGCAGCGAGAGUUUGCCAUUCUGCCAAUUGUUCAUCGCAUGCUGAAGGGCGAUUCCGUCACAUUUUCGUGAAAAUACUCGAGAAAAAGCUCCUUUCGUGGACAAAAAGCUUCAAAGGGCGAAGUAUCACCGGACGGUGAAGACUCGAGAAUGGAGAGUACUUCUCCGCAAGUACCUUUUCCCCUGGUAAAGGCGUGGGUAGAUUACGAGUAUCGUCCAUGCACCAUUCCGUAUCGCUUUCCAUCUGAUCCGCCUCAGGCUACAAGGACGGAACUUAUCUGGAUUCAAGUUUUCCGGAAGUCGAUUCCUUCAUUCAAGAAGGUAGCAGAACAAGAUGACUCGGUAGUAGAUGCCCCAACAAGAGCUGCGAAGUUUGCAGAAAGGUAUGGAAAAAUGUUGGAUGAACUAGAGGCUGAUCCUUUCAGCAAUGGUGGCCCUCCUGACGCUAUUCUUCUCACUAGACUUCGCGAAAUUUGCCUUCGGGAAGUUGGAUUCAGUGACAUUUAUAAGAACGUGAAGGAUGAGGAGAAUACGAAAUGCUUGGCUCUAUUUCCCGACGUGGUCAAGACAGCAGACAAUAUCGAGGAUGUUGGUGAGCGCAUUGAACAUCUCAUGAGAGGUGUUUUUGCCGGCAACAUAUUCGAUCUUGGAGCUUCCCAGCUCGCAGAAAAGUUUGCGGAGAAGGCAUGCUCCUUUGAAGAUAGUUGUCAACAGCUUCUGCCUCGACCGUGGGUUAUAGAUGACCUUGAUCAAUUCAAGCAAAAAUGGCUGAGAAAACCAUGGAAGAAGGCAGUUAUAUUUGUUGAUAAUUCAGGUUCGGAUGUGAUUCUUGGCAUUUUGCCCUUUGCAAGGGAGCUACUCAGACGGGGUACAAAGGUUGUACUGGCCGCCAAUGAUCUCCCUUCAAUCAAUGACAUCACGUAUGAUGAACUAAAAGAUAUUGUUGCAAAGCUCAAAGAUGGGGCCGGCAAAGACUCCAUCUUAGGUGUCAAUGCACAUGAUUUGUUCGUAGUGAAUUCUGGAAGCGACUUACCGGUUCUAGAUCUUUCACACAUUUCGCCAGAGUUAGCAUAUGCUUGUGAAGACGCGGACCUUGUCGUACUUGAAGGCAUGGGUCGAGCCAUUGAAACAAAUUUGUAUGCCCAGUUCAAGUGCGACUCUCUCAAAGUCGGAAUGGUCAAGCAUCAAGAGGUGGCAGAAUUUCUCGGAGGGCGGCUGUACGAUUGUGUGAUCAAAUUUAACGAGGUUAUACUUUGAGAGAACGUUAAUAAAGGACUCAGGUGACCUGAUUUUCAUGUCACCGAAAUAUAUGUAGUUCUUUGUCAUCACACUCCUAGAAGCCAAAAUCGAAGUGUUUUUUGUUAGAAGAACUCGAUUAUGUAUAUGAAAUUUUAUAUGUCUAAACUAUUCUAUGGAGAGCAUUGAACGAGGAAAUACAGAAUUUUGAAUUCAGAUGCAGC